This is a messenger RNA of Brassica napus (rape), 862 nucleotides long. RefSeq names its product glycine-rich protein 23-like. The transcript has 2 exons. The record is from RefSeq and is a predicted model, not a curated record. The coding region runs from base 118 to 675 and encodes 185 amino acids. NCBI's taxonomy places the organism in Eukaryota, Viridiplantae, Streptophyta, Magnoliopsida, Brassicales, Brassicaceae.
AACUGUUACCAACCUUACAUUUUGCUAUAUAAACCCUAGAAACACAUUGUGAACAAUACGAGACGAUCAACAUAAUUAAUAAAAGAGAGAGGGAGAGCGGAGAGAAGCGAGAGAGAGAUGUCGAGAGUUUUGUCAGUCGUUUGUGUCUUGCUCACUAUGUCAUUCGUCCAUGCACGUGCUCGUCAAGUGCCUGGAGAGUUUGACGAGGGCAAGACGACAACACGUGAAGAUACAGCAACAACGGUCGUGCAUGCAAAUGCAGCUGAUCAGUCACCACCAAAAAGCCCCAGCGACAAAAAAUGCAUCGGAAAAGUCGGAGGAAUAGGUGGAUUCGCGGGAGUUGGUGGUUACGCCGGCGUGGGAGGUCUAGGUAUGCCACUCAUUGGCGGUCUAGGCGGUAUUGGUAAAUACGGUGGCAUAGGAGGUGCAGCUGGAAUCGGUGGCUUUAAGGGUCUAGGCGGAGGUUUGGGAGGCGGUGUUGGAGGUCUUGGUGGAAUUGGUGGGGGUAUUGGUAAGGCAGAUGGUAUUGGCGGUGUUGGCGGAGCUGGAGGUGGUUUAGGCGGUCUAGGUGGAAUCGGUGGUGGUGGCAUUGGUAAGGCAGGUGGUAUUGGUGGUAUCGGCGGUGGGCAUGGCGUGGUCGGUGGCGUUGGCGGUGGGAUCAUUCCACAUCCUUGAUGGAGAUAUGAAGCUUUUGUUGAGGGUUUAAUUAAAUGAAUAAUUGAUUAGUACUCGGAUCUAAUUGUUGGUUUCUUUAGGUGACUUUUUGAUCUAUUGUUUCGUUUGGAUGUUUUUUAUAACGUUUCCUUUGUUACGUAAUGUGUCACUAGUAUUUAUAUUUAAUCGCUAUGGUUCGUUUUUGUGA